This is a messenger RNA of Podospora pseudopauciseta, 2809 nucleotides long. It is a transcript of the gene SEC18, whose product is annotated as transport between ER and Golgi ATPase protein. The record is from RefSeq and is a predicted model, not a curated record. The transcript has 3 exons. Bases 212 to 2737 code for a protein of 841 amino acids. NCBI's taxonomy places the organism in Eukaryota, Fungi, Ascomycota, Sordariomycetes, Sordariales, Podosporaceae. Gene Ontology annotation, molecular function: ATP hydrolysis activity; ATP binding. Gene Ontology annotation, biological process: SNARE complex disassembly; intra-Golgi vesicle-mediated transport; Golgi to plasma membrane protein transport. Gene Ontology annotation, cellular component: Golgi stack.
CGACAACAACUGCCCCGCUGGCGAGCUGACCCGUGGUAGCUACAUUGACCUCGAAAUCUAUCACCAACUCCUCUCCUCCCAGACAACGAAGAAAGCGACUCGUCAUAUAAACUGUCCUCUUCUUCGAAAUCACACCAUAUCAAAGCACUGCGUCCCGACACCUAGUCUCGUUACGCUACCAACCGGCACACCACAAACAUACUCGAGCGAGAUGGAUCCGCGCAGCGCCCUCUUCGGCUCAGGACCCCGCGGCGGCGGCAGCGGUAGCGGUCUCCCCGGCCGCAACGUCCAACAACAACGACCCCCUCAGGCGGGAUACCCUCCACAGCAGCAGGGAGGAUAUGGCUCUCCGCAGCAAGCCGGAUAUGGCCAGGCGCCACCACCUCGCCAGCAGCCAGGAGGAUACGGCCAAGCGCCCCCUCCUCGACAGCAGGCCGGAGGGUACGGCCAGACCGGCUCUGGCCGUAUUCCGCUCAGGUUGGCGAAGGUCGAGGACAAGACCCUCCAGUCGCAAUACAUCUUUGGCAAUCUCUGCGCCGUCUCCCCCCGAGACUUCCCACCCAACCGCGAAAACACCGAUGUCUACAUCCGCCUCACCGGCCCCCAGAUGAAAGGCGGAGGCGACUUUGUCGUCACAGCGCGCCCCGUCCCCGGCUUCCCCGAUGGCUGCAUCAGCUUGUCCGACCCUCAAAGAACAUGGUGCGGCGUUGGUCUGAUGGACUCGCUCGAGGGCGAAGUCUACGACCCCUUUGCGAGGAGCGCGCAGACCUAUCUCGGCUCUAUAGACGUCGAAAUUGGGUUUGCGUCGCUGAGAAAGGUCGUCGACGCACCAUACGAUCAAGACGAGCUCGCCGAGCAGUUUAUCGCCCAGUUUCAAAACCAGCUCUUCGCGCCAGGCCAGAAGCUGCUGAUGGACGUCAAGAAUGUGCCCCUGGCUAUCACGGUCAAGACGGUCACCUUGACGGACUUGAGCAUGCAAUCGCAAAAUGGCGAGGAGCCGCCCACGUUGUCAGACCCGCGCGCCAGGGGUAUCCUGCACAAGCAUACCAGCAUUGGGUUCUACAAGGAUGCGAGCUCGCCUCUGAAGCUCAAGGCGUCCAACAAGAGGCCUGCUGCUAAUGCUAUUAUCAGCCCUGACUUCAAGUUUGAGGAUAUGGGUAUCGGCGGUUUGGAUGCCGAGUUCUCGACCAUUUUCAGAAGAGCUUUUGCUUCGCGCAUUUUCCCACCGGGCUUGAUCGAGAAGCUGGGGAUUAUGCACGUCAAGGGUAUGCUUCUUUACGGUCCUCCGGGUACAGGCAAGACGCUUAUUGCCAGGCAAAUUGGCAAGAUGCUUAAUGCCAGGGAACCAAAGAUCAUCAACGGUCCCGAAGUGCUGAAUAAGUACGUUGGCCAGAGUGAGGAAAACAUUCGCAAGAUGUUUGCCGAUGCCGAAAAGGAAUACAAGGAAAAGGGAGACGAGUCUGGGCUUCAUAUCAUCAUCUUUGACGAGUUGGACGCUGUCUGCAAGCAGAGAGGGUCUGGUGCCGGUGGCGGCACUGGUGUUGGUGACAGUGUUGUCAACCAGCUGCUUUCCAAGCUCGACGGUGUGGACCAGCUUAACAAUAUCCUGUUGAUCGGAAUGACCAACAGGAAGGACAUGAUUGAUGACGCGUUGCUGCGGCCUGGUCGUUUGGAGGUGCAGAUUGAGAUUUCCCUGCCGGAUGAGUUUGGCCGGUCGCAGAUUCUCAAGAUCCACACGAGCAAGAUGAAGGAGAAUAAUGUCAUGGGGAGUGAUGUUGAUAUUCUGGAGCUGGCGGCAAGGACGAAGAACUUUUCGGGUGCUGAGCUGAGCGGUUUGGUCAAGUCUGCGACGUCGUUUGCUUUUGCGAGGAACAUCAAGGCCGGCACUACGGCUAGUGUCAGUGAGGAUGUGGUGAACAUGAAGGUUGGCAUGCAGGAUUUCUUGCACGCGCUGGACGAGGUCAAGCCCGCGUUUGGUACUGAUGAUUCGGAGCUGGAGGACGUGUUGCCGUUUGGGAUCAUUGAGUACUCGAGGGGGAUUAGCCAUAUUCUCAAGGACGGCAUGCUCUAUGUCAAGACUGUGAAAGAGCAGCCGAACCUGAGGGUGAUGAGUGUUUUGCUUCAUGGGCCGAGGUCGAGCGGCAAGACAGCGCUCGCGGCGAAGAUUGCACAGCUGUCGGAUUUCCCUUUUAUCAAGCUUAUCACCCCGGCGUCGCUGGUAGGUUAUAGGGAUGAGCUGGCGAAGAAGGAUUAUUUGCAUAAGUUGUUUACGGAUGCUUACAAGUCCCCGUUGAGUUUACUCGUUAUUGACAAUAUUGAGCGUCUCAUCGACUGGGUCCCCGUCGGCGCGCGCUUCUCUGGCUCCAUCCUCAACACGCUCGUCACGCUUCUUCAAACCCCACCACCCAAGGGGCACAGGCUGCUCAUCCUCGCCACCACGUCGCAGAGAUCGGUGCUGGAGCAGCUCGACGUCACGACGGCGUUUGACAACCAGAUUCCCGUGCCGGCGAUCUCGGACCUGGGCGAGCUGGAGGCGGUGCUGGGGCAGGUGGGGGCGUUCGAUGGGAGGCACGGGCGGAUCGUGCAGGAGAUUGAGCGGGCGACGGGGAGCAGGGAGGUGAAUGUGGGGAUCAAGACGGUGUUGACAAGCUUGGAGACGGCGAAGCUGAGCGAGAGCCCGGAGGAGUGGUUUGUGGAGCAGAUUUCGGGACAGAUUGCUAGGUAUCCUGGGGUUUGAGGGUUAGAAGGAUAGAGAAGUUAUAUAGAGGUUUUUUGUCUCUGAUGCAAAUAGGGUGAGUUUAGAAAUCUA